Molecule: messenger RNA, 1902 nt
Organism: Penicillium vulpinum
Lineage: Eukaryota; Fungi; Ascomycota; Eurotiomycetes; Eurotiales; Aspergillaceae
Product: Major facilitator superfamily domain general substrate transporter
Exons: 6
Coding region: 1-1902 (633 amino acids)
Biological process (GO): transmembrane transport
Cellular component (GO): membrane
Molecular function (GO): myo-inositol:proton symporter activity
Source: RefSeq, a predicted model, not a curated record
AUGGCUAAUGAGAACAUCACUCAGGUGGGUUCUGGUCAACGCUCCAACGGUGAUCAGUACAGCGCCGAGAAGGGAUAUUUUGAGCAAGUUGACCUUCAUAACAAUGUGUCCGCCAGAAUCAAGAACCCUUUGGCCGAAUUGACCAAGAAUCAGAUGCUCCACGACGUUGAAGAGUUUGCUGAGGAGUACAACGUGACAGACAUCCUACCCGAGUUGAAAAAAGGGGCACUGGUUGUGCGUAAUCCUACCGAAUUCGAGAUGGUGCCAGGCUUGACCGAGACAGAGCUCACUGCCCUGCGUAACGAAAUUCUUCACAAGUGGCGCCAGCCUGCGGCACUCUACUUCACCAUUAUCCUGUGCUCUAUUGGUGCAGCCGUGCAGGGAUGGGAUCAGACUGGCUCCAAUGGUGCUAACCUGUCGUUCCCCGAUGCUUUUGGUAUUUCUGAAGAUCCCAAGAAGAGCGCGAACGCCGAUCGAAACCUGUGGCUUGUCGGCGUUGUCAAUGCUGCUCCCUACAUUGCCAGUGCCUGCCUUGGAUGCUGGCUCUCGGACCCAUGCAACCGGUUCCUCGGCCGUCGCGGUACAAUCUUCAUCUCAGCUAUCUUUUGCGUCCUUACCCCCAUUGGCUCUGCAGUGACUCAGAACUGGGUGCAGUUGUUUGUAGUGCGUCUCCUCCUGGGUCUUGGAAUGGGCCUGAAGGCAUCGACAAUUCCAAUCUUUUGCGCUGAGAAUACUCCUGCUGUGAUCCGCGGUGGGCUGGUCAUGUCCUGGCAGCUGUGGACUGCUUUUGGCAUUUUCCUUGGAUUCAGUGCCAACCUUGCUGUCAAGGAUACUGGUAAAAUCUCCUGGCGCCUACAGCUGGGAUCGGCUUUCAUCCCAGCAGUCCCUCUCUUGUUCGGCGUUUACUUCUGCCCAGAGUCCCCUCGCUGGUACAUUCGACGGGGUGAGAUGGGCAAAGCAUACAAGUCUCUGUGCCGUCUCCGUAACACGCCUUUGCAGGCUGCUCGUGACCUUUACUAUAUUCAUGCCCAGAUCAAGAUUGAGAUGGACCUAAUCGGCAAGAGUAACUACGUCACCCGCUUCAUUGAGCUUUUCACCAUUCCCCGCGUCCGCCGUGCCACUCUUGCUUCCUUCGUUGUUAUGAUUGCUCAACAGAUGUGCGGUAUCAACAUCGUUGCCUUUUACUCGUCCACCGUCUUCAAGAACGCCGGCGCAAAUGAUACACAGGCUCUGUUUGCUUCCUGGGGAUUCGGCUUGGUUAACUUUGUGUUCGCCUUCCCUGCUAUCUGGACUAUUGAUACAUAUGGCCGUCGGACUCUGCUGCUAUUCACUUUCCCGCAAAUGGCAUGGACUUUGCUUGGCGCUGCUUUCUGCUUCUGGACCCCCGAGGGUACGGGACACUUGGCUUCGAUUGCUUUCUUUGUCUUCCUAUUCGCCGCGUUCUACUCGCCUGGUGAAGGACCUGUGCCGUUCACUUAUUCGGCGGAGGUAUUUCCUCUUUCUCAUCGUGAGGUUGGCAUGUCCUGGGCCGUGGCAACCUGCCUUGGUUGGGCUGCCGUGCUUUCAAUCACGUUCCCGAAAAUGUUGAGUGCAAUGACUGCCACUGGCGCAUUUGGCUUUUACGCUGGCCUGAAUGUGACUGCAAUGAUCAUGAUUUUCCUCUGGGUCCCUGAAACCAAGCAGCGCACUCUUGAAGAGCUUGACUACAUAUUUGCGGUUCCUACUCGGGUUCACAUGAAGUAUCAAGUCACCAAAGCGCUGCCAUAUUGGUUCAAGCGCUACAUUUUCCGCCAGAAUGUUGAGCUGGAGCCUCUUUACUGGUUCGAUCACAUUACAGGUGGUGGGGAGGCUGUUGCCGUGACACAGAACCAGAGCAUUGUCUCUGAGGAUGUGAAGCUGUAG